AUGGAAUCAUUAGAUGAGAAACAUAAUCAUCAUAGACCAAAAUUAUCAUCAUAUUUUAAAAGAAUUUGUAUAACCACUAUACCUUUGAUAAUAUUAAUAACACUAUUAUAUCUUAGUGGAAUAUUUACAAAUUAUUCACCAAAUAACAUUUCAUUACCAUUUUCAAAACAACAAAACAAUCAAAAUGUAGUGAAAUCAAGUGAAAUUAUUGAAUUAACUCAACUUCAAAAAGAUGAAUUAACAAAAUUAGGUCUUACUCAUAAAAAUCCAAUUAAAAUAAUAUCAAAUGAAAAAGGUGAACAAAUAAUUCAUGGAAGAUUUCUUCAUAUAACUGAUAUUCAUCCUGAUCCUUAUUUUAAAGAAGGUUCAUCAUUUGAAGAUGCAUGUCAUUCUUCAAAAGGAACAGCUCAUAAAUAUGGAGAUGCAAUAAGUGGUUGUGAUUCACCAAUGAUAUUAAUGAAUGAUACAAUAUCAUGGAUUGCACAAAAUUUAAGAGAUAAAAUUGAUUUUAUUAUAUGGACAGGAGAUAAUAUUCGUCAUGAUAAUGAUAGAAAUUAUCCAAGAACUGAACAAAAUAUAUUUGAAAUGAAUGAAAGAGUAAGUCAUAUAAUGUAUGAAACUUUUAAAAAGGAAAACACUCCUGAAUUAGAAAUUGAUUUAAUACCAAGUUUAGGUAAUAAUGAUGUUUAUCCUCAUAAUUUAUUUUCUAUAGGUCCAACUUUACAAACAAGAGAAUUAUUUCAAAUUUGGCAAAAAUUUAUUCCACAACUGCAAUUACAUAUUUUUAAUAGAGGUGCUUAUUUUUUUAAAGAAGUUAUACCUGGUCAUUUAGCUAUAUUAUCAAUAAAUACUUUAUAUUUAUAUCAAUCAAAUCCAUUAGUUGAUAAUUGUGAUAAAAAGAAACAACCAGGUUAUAAAUUAUUUGAAUGGUUAGGUUAUGUUUUAAAAGAAAUGAGAGCUCGUAAGAUGAAAGUUUGGUUAACUGGUCAUGUACCACCAAAUGAAAAAAAUUAUGAUCCAACUUGUUUAAGAAAAUAUAUUGUUUGGAUUUAUGAAUUUAGAGAUGUUAUAAUUGGUGGAUUAUAUGGUCAUAUGAAUUUAGAUCAUUUUAUUCCUUUAGAUAGUGUUGCCGCUUAUAAAUCAAUUAAAAAUUCAAAUAUGAUUAAUGUUUUUGAAAAUAGCUAUGAAGAUGAUGACACUGAUGCUAUAGGUGAUUCAUCAUUUUAUCAUGCAUUAGAUUCAAAAUUUGAUGAUUCAUUUUUUAGAAUUCAAGGUGGUGUACCUGAAUAUAAAGUUGAUUAUAUGGAAACUUUUAGAGAGGAAGUUUAUGCAAAAAUUAAAGGUAAAAAAAAAUCUGGUUCAUUUGGUGAAAGAUAUUCAAUAUCUCAUGUUGCAAGUUCAAUUGUACCAACUUUUAAUCCAGGUAUUAGAGUAUGGGAAUAUAAUAUUACAACUUUAGGUAAAGAAAUAACUAAAACAAAAUUUGAACCAUGGGAUAAAUUUUUUGAAUCUAUUGAAACAUUAAUUGAAAAACAAGAUCAAUAUACUGAUGAAGAAGAUUCCGAUAAUAGUGUUUGGUCAUUUUUAAAAAAAAGAGAUAAAACUUUUCCUAAACCAAUGCCAAAAACAGCAAAAUUAGGACCAGCUUAUAUUCCACAAACUUUCACACCAGAAAGAUAUGUUCAAUAUUAUGCAGAUUUAAAAUCAAUAAAUGAUGGUAAAAAACAAUUUGGUUAUGAAAUUGAAUAUGAAACUGAUGAUAAAAUUUAUAAUUUAGAUGUAUUAACUGUUGAUAGAUGGUUACAAUUUGCAAGAAAAUUAGGUAAACCAAUUAAAUCUAAAGUUGAGACCUUAAAAAAGAAAAACCAUAAAAAUAAAAAAGGUAAAAAAGGUAAAAAGGGUAAACAUCCAAAAGAUGGUGAUUCUAAAUUAGAUAAAAUUUGGAAUAUUUAUUUAAAAAAUACUUUUGUUAGUUCUGGUUAUGAAAAUUCUGGACUUGGAUGA
Molecule: messenger RNA, 2004 nt
Organism: Lodderomyces pseudojiufengensis
Lineage: Eukaryota; Fungi; Ascomycota; Pichiomycetes; Serinales; Debaryomycetaceae
Gene: PHM5
Product: endopolyphosphatase
Exons: 1
Coding region: 1-2004 (667 amino acids)
Biological process (GO): polyphosphate catabolic process
Cellular component (GO): fungal-type vacuole; membrane
Molecular function (GO): endopolyphosphatase activity; exopolyphosphatase activity
Source: RefSeq, a predicted model, not a curated record